UCAUCUGUGACUGUCCCCCAGAUGCUGGCCAUGCUGCUGGAGCACAGGGCAGCUUUAUCCUACACACGCUGUGCUGCUCAGUUCUUCCUGUUCACCUUUUUUGGUUCCAUUGACUGCUACCUCCUGGCCCUCAUGGCCUAUGACUGCUACUUGGCUGUGUGCCAGCCCCUGCUUUAUGUCACCAUCAUGACACAGCAAGCCCGCUUGAGUCUUGUGGCUGGGGCUUACGUUGCUGGUCUCUUCAGUGCCUUGGUGCGGACAGUCUCGGCCUUCACUCUUUCCUUCUGUGGAGCCAAUGAGAUUGACUUUAUUUUCUGUGACCUCCCUCCUCUGUUAAAGCUGGCCUGUGGGGACAGCUACACUCAGGAAGUGGUGAUUGUUGUGUUCGCCAUUUUUGUCAUCUCUGCCUCCAUGGUGGUGAUCUUGGUGUCCUAUUUGUUUAUCAUCGUGGCCAUCAUGAGGAUUCCCUCUGCUGGAAGCCAGGCCAAGACCUUCUCCACCUGCACCUCCCACCUCACUGCUGUGUCACUCUUCUUUGGUACUCUCAUCUUCUUGUACCUCAGAGGUAACUUGGGCCAGUCUUCGGAGAAGAAUCAGGUAGUGUUUGUGCUUUACACAGAGGUCAUCCCUAUGUUAAAUCCCCUCAUCUAUAGCCUGAGGAACAAGGAAGUAAAGGAGGCCCUGAGAAAAUUUCUCAAUAGAGUCAAGUUGUCCUAACCAUCUCCAAACUUGGAAAAUCCUGAGAACCACCUACUCUGUAGUGUCAGUGUUCUGGAUGCUCAUUAUUUAUAGCAUGCUCAAUGUUUAAAUGAAUAUAUUAUGGCACAAGGUGUAAAAAAGAACCAGAACUUUUGCAGGGAGAGGAAGAAAGACAAGGAAAAGUCAGUCUGAAAAGAGAUUGGAGUGGGAGUCUUGACUCCCAGGACAAGUGACAAAAGGAUUUGAAAUUAAAUCCUGUGAAAUUAAAUCCAAAUGUGGCGCAACUCACCUGUCUAUGAUUAUAACAGUAGUUUUUUUAAAUAUAAAUUUUAA
Molecule: messenger RNA, 1032 nt
Organism: Cebus imitator (Panamanian white-faced capuchin)
Lineage: Eukaryota; Metazoa; Chordata; Mammalia; Primates; Cebidae
Product: olfactory receptor 9Q1
Exons: 1
Biological process (GO): sensory perception of smell; G protein-coupled receptor signaling pathway
Cellular component (GO): membrane
Molecular function (GO): odorant binding; olfactory receptor activity
Source: RefSeq, a predicted model, not a curated record